Procambarus clarkii (red swamp crayfish) is the source of this 4320-nucleotide messenger RNA. The record is from RefSeq and is a predicted model, not a curated record. Lineage: Eukaryota; Metazoa; Arthropoda; Malacostraca; Decapoda; Cambaridae.
CAACUCCCUGGAAGGCGUCCACAGCGGUGUGCCCACCCGCACCACGCCCACGCUCACGCCCACCACCCUCAGGAACAUUGAGCAGACCUUCUUAGAGCUCUCUACUCUGCCACAGCCGGAGACCCACACCAACCAGGCCGGCUUCGUCCCGCCUCUAGUCCAGCCCACAGCAGGUAACACGUUCAUCUCGGUGGACAGCAAGUGCUGGGGAGGCGGCACACUCACCCAGAUCCCUCACACGUCUAAUUCCUCGUCUUCGUCGACGUCGUCGUCCGGCGGAGGCGGCGGGGUCUCGUCGAUCCGGGGAGCACACGGCUCGGCGUCGCCCGGGGCGUCCCUUAGCAUGCCGUCCCAGGUCCACCAACAGCAGCCGGGGCGCCGGAUGGGGGGUCGACGCCCCAUUAAGGAUGAGCGGUUGUCAGCCGAAGAGGAGGAACGACGGUCGCUGCGCCGCGAGAGAAACAAGCUGGCGGCCGCUCGCUGUCGCAAGAGGCGGCUCGACCAGACGAACAUGUUGCAGGACGAGACGGACGAGCUCGAAGAUAAGAAGUCAGAGUUGCAGCAAGAAAUUCAACUUCUGCAACAGCAGCGAGAUGAACUGGAGUUCCUGCUGGCCACGCACAAGGCUGUGUGUCGUCGCCGGCAGCAGGUCGCUCCUGUCACCUCAAACACCAUUGUCAACGCCAAUUCCAACGCGCAUCUCCGCAUCUUGAAAAAAGAUGUCAUCGUGAAGGAAGAGCCCAUGGAAGAGGAAGAUUUUGUAAGCGAGAAGAAAAUUAUUGUGGGAGAGUCGCGUCCCAGGCGACCCACUAGCCUCAACGUGGCGCCAGUUGCCCUGCGGACCUCGAGCGUCGCCGAUCUGGGUGUCCCGAUUGAGACGCCAUCGGCCGGGCUGCGCGGGCUUAACUUCGAGUCUAUGAUGGAUGGUGGAACAGGGCUGACGCCGGUGACAAGUGGCACAGGGCUGACCCCACUACAUACGGGUCUCACGCCGCUCACCACCCCAGUUGUGUCCGCUCCUGCAGGCUCAGCCACCUCCAACUGCGGCACUCAGCAGCGCUCCUCCUCUUCUGACCUAUCCUCGCCAGACUCUGUGCCUCCCAAACUAGUGUCCCUCUGAAUGACAACGCCCAUGCGCGCCCACGUAGUUACCAGCGGCGGGCAAGGUGGUAUAAUUGAGGCUCCGCCCCUCAGCUGACCUUUGAUGGAUGCUAGUCCCCGACGCGCACGCCCGCGCUCCCACUCACAACCCACGCACUCAACCCAAACUAUACUUCAGCCUAAAAAUCACCUGCACUCAUUUUUUGUUUUUUGUCUCCGCCUGACAAAAGUUUGUAUGUAUAAAAUGAUCACUUCUUCCGUCUCCUGAAACUUGUAAUAAUAUCAACCAUGUUAUUUGCCUAACAUUGAAAUAAGUUCGCCUUUAAGUUUUAACUUUGCCUUAGAUAUAAAUUGUUGAUGCCUUCAAGCUGCCGCCACUUAGCGCAGUUAUAGCCUUUGAUCUUCACGGCUUACUAAGAGGCCUUUUGACCAAAAUAAAGAUGACGUUACCCCUGUGAUGCUAAUAUGAAUGUAAACAGCUCCUAAUUAUAGUGGAUUAGCUCAGUACCUCCUUACAUACUCGCCGCAACGUAACAAUAAGGAUCUAAAGAAUUUACUCACAAGUUGGUCACUAUAGUGUGCUCCAAGUGGUCAAAAAUAUUUUAGGAAUGGCUGUAAGAGAGAGCAAGGUGCAAGGUACGAAUCAUUCUGAAACUAGUAUGUGCAGGAAGCACAUCAGCUUCGGUUCAGACCUUCAGGGCUGUCAACAAACUGAAUGUAUUAUAUAACAGUUUGCUCUUCUAUGCAAUGAGUUGAUGCAAAGGCAGUUGUUCCAUGCAGUGUAUGAAAUAUAAUUGUUCAUGCUGUACCAUUUAAGGACGUUACUCUGCCAGUGUUGGUACUGUUUAUGCACUCAUUUCGCCUUCACGUGAACAAUAAUUUUGUGAAUUAUUCAUAUACCUCUGUAAUAUAGAUAGCAAAGCUUCACCAAAGACAAAGAAUAUAUUGAUGUAUUUUGCAAAACUUUGCCCAGGAUCGAUUUUGGAAUGGACAGUUUAGUUUGCCUGUACCGCAACAGGUGAAAGGGUAUUUGUCGAGUCAUUACUUCAUCAGAAGAGUAGAACUGUUUUCUAGAUGGGUAAAUAGGAGGGCCAAGUAACUAGUUUUCUAGAUGCAGUGUUCUACUAGACUAUAGCAUCUAGAUGCAGUGAGCUACUAGACUAUAGCAUCUAGAUGCAGUGAGCUACUAGACUAUAGCAUCUAGAUGCAGUGUUCUACUAGACUAUAGCAUCUAGAUGCAGUGAGCUACUAGACUAUAGCAUCUAGAUGCAGUGUUCUACUAGACUAUAGCAUCUAGAUGCAGUGAGCUACUAGACUAUAGCAUCUAGAUGCAGUGAGCUACUAGACUAUAGCAUCUAGAUGCAGUGAGCUACUAGACUAUAGCAUCUAGAUGCAGUGAGCUACUAGACUAUAGCAUCUAGAUGCAGUGUUCUACUAGACUAUAGCAUCUAGAUGCAGUGAGCUACUAGACUAUAGCAUCUAGAUGCAGUGAGCUACUAGACUAUAGCAUCUAGAUGCAGUGUUCUACUAGACUAUAGCAUCUAGAUGCAGUGAGCUACUAGACUAUAGCAUCUAGAUGCAGUGAGCUACUAGACUAUAGCAUCUAGAUGCAGUGAGCUACUAGACUAUAGCAUCUAGAUGCAGUGAGCUACUAGACUAUAGCAUCUAGAUGCAGUGUUCUACUAGACUAUAGCAUCUAGAUGCAGUGUUCUACUAGACUAUAGCAUCUAGAUGCAGUGAGCUACUAGACUAUAGCAUCUAGAUGCAGUGUUCUACUAGACUAUAGCAUCUAGAUGCAGUGUUCUACUAGACUAUAGCAUCUAGAUGCAGUGUUCUACUAGACUAUAGCAUCUAGAUGCAGUGAGCUACUAGACUAUAGCAUCUAGAUGCAGUGUUCUACUAGACUAUAGCAUCUAGAUGCAGUGUUCUACUAGACUAUAGCAUCUAGAUGCAGUGUUCUACUAGACUAUAGCAUCUAGAUGCAGUGUUCUACUAGACUAUAGCAUCUAGAUGCAGUGAGCUACUAGACUAUAGCAUCUAGAUGCAGUGAGCUACUAGACUAUAGCAUCUAGAUGCAGUGUUCUACUAGACUAUAGCAUCUAGAUGCAGUGAGCUACUAGACUAUAGCAUCUAGAUGCAGUGAGCUACUAGACUAUAGCAUCUAGAUGCAGUGAGCUACUAGACUAUAGCAUCUAGAUGCAGUGUUCUACUAGACUAUAGCAUCUAGAUGCAGUGAGCUACUAGACUAUAGCAUCUAGAUGCAGUGUUCUACUAGACUAUAGCAUCUAGAUGCAGUGAGCUACUAGACUAUAGCAUCUAGAUGCAGUGAGCUACUAGACUAUAGCAUCUAGAUGCAGUGAGCUACUAGACUAUAGCAUCUAGAUGCAGUGAGCUACUAGACUAUAGCAUCUAGAUGCAGUGUUCUACUAGACUAUAGCAUCUAGAUGCAGUGUGCUACUAGACUAUAGCAUCUAGAUGCAGUGAGCUACUAGACUAUAGCAUCUAGAUGCAGUGUUCUACUAGACUAUAGCAUCUAGAUGCAGUGAGCUACUAGACUAUAGCAUCUAGAUGCAGUGAGCUACUAGACUAUAGCAUCUAGAUGCAGUGAGCUACUAGACUAUAGCAUCUAGAUGCAGUGAGCUACUAGACUAUAGCAUCUAGAUGCAGUGUGCUACUAGACUAUAGCAUCUAGAUGCAGUGAGCUACUAGACUAUAGCAUCUAGAUGCAGUGAGCUACUAGACUAUAGCAUCUAGAUGCAGUGAGCUACUAGACUAUAGCAUCUAGAUGCAGUGAGCUACUAGACUAUAGCAUCUAGAUGCAGUGAGCUACUAGACUAUAGCAUCUAGAUGCAGUGAGCUACUAGACUAUAGCAUCUAGAUGCAGUGUGCUACUCCACCCGGAUCUUGUGAAGGAUAAUGACUCGAGGACAAGUUUGAGGUCGUCCUCGUGGUCGUCCUCGUCCCCACUGAAUGAAUACCUUACCAAUAACUGUAUUUCCUCGUUACGGACCACAGGUAACGACCAUUCGACCAGCGUUAAGUGUGAUACGACGCUGGGGGGGGGGGGGUUAUUUGCCAUAUUAAUUUACCAGUUGAAAUGCAAUGAUAUUUAUAAUUUUACCUAGUCUAGCUUUCAUACAUUCAUAUGGUAAGAUGCAGUCAGAUCUAUUUAUACCAGAGUAUUUAGAUAAUAUUUUACAAAUAAACAAGAAAUUUCUA